Molecule: messenger RNA, 1755 nt
Organism: Platichthys flesus (European flounder)
Lineage: Eukaryota; Metazoa; Chordata; Actinopteri; Pleuronectiformes; Pleuronectidae
Gene: ly6pge
Product: lymphocyte antigen 6 family member pge
Exons: 3
Coding region: 159-530 (123 amino acids)
Source: RefSeq, a predicted model, not a curated record
ACCACUGCGAUACGUACACAGAGUUGUGGGCCCCAGCUGAGGGGCUGCUUGUCUCCUGGUCAGUGCAGGAGGGGCAUUGGCUCAUCAGAUAGCCAAGAUUAAGCUCAGGGGGCUUUAGGACCAAACAAGCUGCUUUUCACAGAAGGACCACCGGCACCAUGAGAGCUGUCCACUACUGUCCGCUGCUCCUGCUUACCCUGGUCCUGCUAACAACCAACAGUGAGGCUCUGCGAUGUAUUUCAUGUAUGGGCUCCAACAACGAGGACUGCAACCUACAAGGCUCCAAAUCGUGUCCAAGCUUCUCUGACGCCUGCGCUGUGGUGGUGGGCCAUGACAGUGGGGUGAUGAAGUCAUGCUCCUACAAGUCUUUCUGCAGUCAGGCGAACAGCCAGGGCUACAGGGCGCCGGGCGUCAGAGUCAACUGCUGCUACAGCAACGACUGCAACGUGUCAAGCUUCGCCUCGUCACUGCAGGGACUCAACUAUCUGCUGCUGCUCCUGCCUCUGUUGUUCCACUGCUUUUUCAAGUAGAUGUUCCGGCUCAACUGCAUCGUGCCAACAAGUAUCCACCUGAAAGUCUCAACGCCGACCACUGCUGUUCUCAGUCAGUUCGCCCCCCCCCCCCCAAAAAAAAAUCAGCCAAAUAACGCUGCGUAAUUUGACGCUACACAUUUUGUCCUACUUUUCACCACUGCACUCAAUGUAAAUACUGACAUCCCAGAGUUGCUGAAGAGCUCGAGGUGCUAGGUGUGACUGCAUGAAUUAUAUGCACGAUAUUGGAUUGAAUCCAUUAAGCGGUGCUCAAGUAGAAGCGACUCUCAGUGGAUUUCGCUAAGCCAAUAAGUAGAGGAUCCUGAGGGAAGCGCUGAAAUAACAGGCAGAGAUCAUUUAUUAUUUGCUUAUUACAUUAAAGAGGGGAGAGAUGCGGUUCGAGUUCUUUUAGUUCAUUUGCUCAACAAACCGUUUGUGCAGUUACAGAACAAUAAGCUUGAGAAACUAUUGACUUUUCACCUUUAAAGUCACAUUUCUGCCGAAUCUGUUGUCUCUUUUCUUACCUACAUACCCACACGCCAAAGUUAUUCUAGCAGAGCUUGUGCUGUAGGAGAUGCCAGUAAGGCUAAAUAUGGCACCAAUAGUUCAGUCAACAUGUCGUUACAUCAUCAGCGCCUCCACCUAUCAAUCACACAUCCGAUGAGCAGUGCAGGAUAUCUUGAGAGUUGGCGAGGACACACUUCUCACACACGCAAAUCUACACAAGCCUUUUACAUGGCAAGGCAUGUUACAAUGAUGAGGUUAAUCCACUGCGUUUGAAGUCACUCAAAGAAUUACUGAGUUUAUAAACAGAGUGAGUACGAGCACACCUCACCACAGGUUGAGGCCUGUACUCUAUAAGUCGAGGCUACUGUACAUAUUGUAUAGGAAAUGUCUGUGAACGACAAUCCACACUGUUUACUGAGGUUUUUUGUGAUAUACAUUCAAUCUAUAACCUGCAGAAGUUACAGUAAUCUAUACCGUAAAAAGUCCUAUAGCAUAAACUGCACACUGUAAUCUUAUAGUGUGCGCGUUCUGUUUCUUGUUUUUAUGUACAUUUCUCCUUGUAGAUUCACUUUAAAAUUCUAAUGUAAUUUGAACAAAAAUAAACUAAUUGUGCAUAUUUUGCCCAUUGUACAUAUGAAAUUGUGAGUUAAUGUAUUCAACUACUGAAUGACACAAUGGAGCCAAUUUAAUAUGUGCAAACAAUAUAAAAUACCUUUUG